GUAAAAAGGAGACCACCACACAAUACAUUUCAUUCAAUGAUUGCCGGUGCCGGUCGACGAAACAGUGCAACUAUACUAUAGCUUAUACGAGUACCUGCACGUUGCACGAAUAGGUACGUCCACGUUGAGUAAUCGCUGAAGUGCCGCCGGUACGUAAAGGUAAACACCUGCCGGAUAUUUUCGAGUACCCAAAACUUUAUUUUUCUAAGCCCAAACGAGAGCUUAGCCACCCACUCGAACUUCUUCUCUCACCGGCAUUUAUCAUUUUUAGUUUUGUUUUGUAUUCUUGAUAAGACUCAAGACUGUGGUACUUGUUAGUUAUUUAGUGGAUGUUGUUAGUGUAUGUCGAAGCAGUUAUAUUGUUUGGGGAUGUUUAAGAUGAUUCUGCAAAGGACAAUAAAGUUUUUGGUCUUUAUGGCAAUUUGUCAAUACCCGUCGAGCACGGAAGCAUCAUGUUACUUUCCACAAGAAUUUCAAGGGGAAUUCAUAAUGCAGAGCCCCCCAUCACCACAGAACCUUAUGAUGGGAACUGGAAUACAAUACAGUCAUCUCAAUAUCACUGAAAAUUCAAUACCGAUUUGGGGAAAUUGUCACCGCAGAAUCGGAAACAAUUUCAUACUGAUGUUCAACUAUAGUGAAACACUAUGUGUAAGAUGUUUGCUCUUGAAAUUAAGAUCUUCAAAUGUUUUGCAAAUCUUCGUUGCUACAGAAGAAACAAUAUCAAAAUGCUUUACGAAUGAAAAAGCUGCAGAAGCAAACUGUCCUUCAGAAGAUACUGUAGUAACACGAGAAGCCACAGAAAUAUUACUCUUCAAAAUUAAAGAUAAUUUUGGACUACCAACAGAAAGACAAUAUUGUCCUAUAGAUGGAAAUUACAUUGUAAAUUAUAAGGGAACUGCUCAAAAGCGGGCUAAUGAAUGUAGAGGUUAUGAUUCUAUACUCAAUUCAUGUCCAUCGGGGUCUACUCUAAAUUUUAUGCUAAGAAAUUGCACAUUCAAAGGUUAUGACAUGAAAUUUGAAUGCCUUGGACACUGGAAAGGACUAGACGAUGAAACUUUUGUAAUUUUUACUGAUAGUAGAUAUAUGUCCAAUCUUAGACCCAAAUACAGAUGUGCAGUUUACCGACAAGAUCCAAAAACUAAUAAAAUACAGAUGGCUUUAAGUAGAGAUUCAACUUGCACGACUGAUCUUUACAAUACCACCAGUGGUUUCGAAACGUUUUCAUUGGUACCAAGAGUUGAGAGACCUUGGCCAGCUGAAGUAUCUUUUGAAAUGUGUAGCUUUCCUCAAUGGAUGUAUGGUGACUGGGAACACCUAAAGAUUAGGUCAGACACCAUAUUGUACAAAGACCAUAAUUCCUUUAAAACCCAUACUAUCAAGUGUGCGGGAAUAUUAGAGGAUAGUGACAAGUAUCUUAUCUUCAGCAGAACUCAAUGUGAAGAAGAAUCUUAUAAUUGUCUGAGGAUAGCAAAUAGAGGAAAAAAUAUAUUAGAAUUUCAACUUGGUACGAAUACUAGUGAUAACAAAGUUGAUGUUUUCACUUUAUGUGCCGAUGAAAAUUUUAAAUCUGAUGAUUGGAUUACCCAAGGACGAUUGGAAAUACCUCCCGGCCUAUCAACUGGAAUGUGUCCUAUCACUGGGGAAUAUACAGGAAGGAUUCCAGAUGCCACUGACUUAUGUACUAAACUCUGGUCAGAUUGCAGAGCUCCAGAACUUAUGUACUAUCAAGUAUCCCAUUGUGAAACUGAAGAAAUCUACGAAGAAAGGGAAUAUCAGUGUUUGGGUCACUGGAGAGAAAGGCAUCUAUUGUACACCUACACUGAACGGAAAGAUGUAGCUGCUGGUACCUAUGAAUGUUUUGUAGGAUCGAUUAUCACAGAAAGUGAAAUUUAUAUUAAAGAGGCUGGUGAGCACUGCCAAAGAACUGUCGAUCCGUUAAGAUAUGGAAUGAAACUGAUGAAGAAACAACCUUUGUACUCUUGUAUAGAAAGAAGUACUACUCCUAAACACGUUCCAAGAACAACGACUAGAUCACCUACUAGACGUACUACUAGUUACGUUCCUAAAAGUACAACCAUUAUGUCUGAUAUCGAAUCCAACGACAUUCCUGAUAUACCCAGGGAAAAAACAAAAUCAACCUCUUCUUCCUCGAUGACGGGACAUGCCAAAUAUUUGUAUUUAGUAUUAUUUAUAUUAAAUAAAUGUUUUUAUUAAUUAGGAUAUUAGGAAAUUUAGAAAAUACUAUUACUAUAUACUAUUUAUAAAAAUUCUCCUGACACAGAAGUGAUAUGUAAAAUCUAAAAUAUGUAGUCUUGCCAAAUGGACUAUCAGUCGUUCUUUCUUCUUGUGCUGAAGAAAACUUUUUUUAAACAUCACAACGAACAUAAUGAUUAUAAAAUAAACUGCGCAUCAGAGAUAACGGGCCAUCCACGAAAUUUUGGAAAUGUUUGAUUUUUUUUCUUGUUUAUAUCAAAUUAAAUCUAUUGUGCAUUGAUUCAGUUACUUUUGUAGUACGUGGUACGUGACCCGACAUUAUCAUUAGUUACAAAUGGAAAACAAGGAACAAUUUGAGAAAAUAAUAAAUGUAUUGAGAAUUACGGUAACCUUUAGAGUUACAGUUGUAGCAAUAAUUGACUUGUAGGGUAAAGAAAAGGUAUCACUCGUAGGGUAUCACUCGUUUCAAUAAUGUGUGUUGCCACCACGAUUCUAAAAAUUAUUUGUCAUUUGAUUUGGCAUAGAACUGAUCACGUUUUGGAUGGUUCUUCUGAGGAAAAUGGUCCACCCCUUAAUGAGAGCCCUUCGAAGCUAUUCAUAUAUGUUGUUGGUUGUUGGAGCAGUCUAUGGGGAAUUCUCACGACGAGGUCGUCGAGGCGCGUGUUGAAGUGAGCUUCAAGUGGGUCCUAAUUUAAACGUCGGCAAAGAGAGAUAUAAUAUAUAUAAUAGUGGAAAAGAAAGAGAACGCAGAUACCCUACAAGACGGUAAAAUUAGUAAUAUUUACUUUGUGAUAAAAUGUCCCGAAGAAUACAGGCAACCAAAAAGUUGACCGCCCUCAGUGGUGGAGAUAAAAAUCUUAGUUGGUUUUUUUAAUUCUCACAAUGAUAAAAAUUAGAACAAAACGUAGUUUGACCAUAAAAUUACCACGCCACUGAUCGUACCCUCGGUUGACGAGACAUCCACACUAUCCACAGGCUAAUAAAUUUUAGCAUUUGGUGUUAUUUUAAUGGUCAUAAAUACCAAAUUUUGACAGAAAUUUCUCUAUCUCUUCUUGCGUUUAAUCUUUUUCACGUUGGGUUGAAUCCCGUCUUCAGUUUUUACCUAUUUCUGUUACAUUUUUUUAUUUCACUCAUAAUGUCGCAACACGCUCUGUCAGUUUUCCUCUUUACACGCCUUUUGAGAAGGCACCAUAUUUUCUCAAUAUGAUUAAGGCCUGGACUUUGAGCAGGCCUGUCCAUUUUUAUAAUACUGUAAGAUACUGUUUACAAUCCUUGUCGUGUGUGAUCUCGUAUUAUCUUGAAUAAGGGUCAAUCCAUGCCAAGUGGUCCUGUAUAAAUUAAGUUGGCUGCUUGACUGUUUAAUAUUUUUUAUUUUUCUAUCUUUUAAACUUCAGUCUAUAGAACAAAAUUUUAUUCAUUUUAUUUUUAAAAAAUUUAUUUUGCCGAUGACGGCCAUUUUUGUUAAAGCGUAUCGAUCCUUUUCACGGAAAACAUGGCUUCGCUCUUUAGCCAAUAUUUUCACUGAGGUUUGUCCUAGAACAAUAAAUCAAAAACCAAACUUUUUAGAGAAGUAUGAUCUUAAAAAACGGCCUAUAGCAUUAUUUAAUUUCAAACUACCCUUAAGGCCUUAAAUGAACCUCAAAAUUUGAAAAGGUAAACUGAUAAAAUUCCAUUUUCAGCAUUUUUUUAACAGCAUAAGGCAAGCCGAUGAUGGUUUGUAAUUUUUUCCUGGAAAAGACAUACGUACAUACUUUAGACAAAAAAGUUUGGGCUUUGAGACUUUAGUAAAUUUUUUUUAAAUCUCAAAUGUAAUUUUUUGAAAAAUCUCAAAGUUUGACCUCUUAUAUCUUUGAUGGGCACGUAUGAAAAAAUUUGAAAUUUGGUUGAAUGUUAGCCCCUAGCAAGUAGAACAAGAAGUAAAAAUUUGGAGUUGUAGACUUACGUCAUAUAGGAGUUACAGGCCUGAAAAAUGGUCAAAAUUCAAAAUGGUCAAAAUUUGAGCGUUUGCGGGCACGGUAAUUAAAAUUCAAAUAAACUGUCUAAUGAAAUAAAAAUUAAUCUAUUUUCACCAGAUUUCACAAUGAAUACAAACUUAUACAGGGUGGGCCAAAUAAAAGAGUUCACCUUGAUAUUUGGCAGGUAUUAGAUUUUAAGGGAAUGCCGAAACAGGUCUAUUUUUAUUUUUAAAUUACAAUUAUAUAUAUAUAUAUAUAUAUAUAUAUAUAUAUAUAUAUAUUUCAUACUAGUGACGUCAUCCAUCUGGGCGUGAUGACGUAAUCGAUGAUUUUUUAAAUGGGAAUAGGGGGUCGUAUGUUAUCUCAUUUGAAAGAGAGUUCAAUUCUCUGUUCAGUAAUAUAAACAAUAAUAUCAUUAUUUAUACAGGGUGCCCAAAAAAAAAAUUUUGGAAUUAAAUUAAUUGACACAAAAAGAAAAAUGUAUGUAAUGUAUUUAACUCAAAAUACAUUUUAUUGCUGUCAUAAAAGAAUUAUUAUUUGGCAAAUAACCAUUGCUUUUCGCUUAAAUUAAACGUUCAAACUGUCAAGAGGUAGGUGGGAGGUUGUUUGUGAUUUAAUUUAGGCGAAAAGAAAUGUUUAUUUGUGAAAUAAACAGUUUUUCUAUUUUCUACAUUACAUACAUUCUUGUCUUUUGCGACAAUGCAUUUAAUUAAAAAAAUAUCUUUUUGGCCACCCUGUAUAAAUAAUGAUAAUAAUGUUUAUAUUACUGAAUAGAGAAUUGAACACGCUUUCAAAUGAGAUACCACACGACCCCAUUCCCAUUUAAAAAAAAACAUCGAUUACGUCAUCACGCUCUGAUGGAUGACAUCACGUAGUAUAAAAUAUAUGCCAAAAAUGGCAAUAUAAAAAUAAAAAUGGACUUAUUUUGGCAUUUCCUUAAAAUCUAAUAGGUAACUACAUAUUGCCAAAUAUCGAGGUGGACUCUUUUCUUUGGCCCACCCUGUAUAAAUUUGUAUUCAUUGUGAAAUCUGGUGAAAAUUCAUUAAUUUUUAUUUCAUUAGACAGUUUAUUUGAAUUUUAAUUACCCUUCCCACAAACGCUCAAAUUAAUGGUUUUUGACCAUUUUCUCAGGCAUGUAACUCCUAUAUGACGUAAGUCUACAACUCCAAAUUUUUACUCCUUACUCUACUUGCUAGGGGCUAACAUUCAGCCAAAUUUCAAAUUUUUUUCAUCCGUGCCUAUCAGAGAUAUUUCAAACUUUGAGAUUUUUCAAAAAAUAGCAUUUUUGAGAUUUUUUUGGGACAAUUUACUUAAGUCUCAAAGCUCAAACUUUUUUAUUUAAAGUAUGUACGUAUGUAUUUUUCAGAAAAAAAUUACAAGCUAUUAUCGGCUUGCCUUAUGCUGUUAAAAAUGCUGAAAAUGACAUUUUAUCAGUUUACCUUUUCAAACGUCGAGGUUCAUUUAAGGCCUUAAGGGUUGUUUGGUUUUUGAUUUACUGUUCUAGGACAAACCUCAGUGAAAAUAUGGGCUAAAGAGCAAAGCCAUGUUUUCCGUGAAAAUGAUCGAUACGCUUUAACAAAAAUGGCCGUCAUCGGCAAAAUAAAUUGUUUUAAAAUAAAAUGAAUAUACAUUUGUACUCUCUAUAGACUGAAGUUUAAAAGGUAGGAAAAUAAAUGAUAUUAAAAAUAGUCAAGCAACCACCUUUGGACCACUUGGCUUGGAUUGACCCCUUAGCAGAAAACUAUUACCAAUACACCGAGCAUAUAGCAUCGCAUGAUGUUGCAGGAUCUUCGUUAUGUAUAUGUAUGCUGUUAAUGUACCCCUCUCAAUCAAGACGAGAUCCGUGUGUACCUCAAAAGAAAUCCCUGCCCAAAACAUUUCUGAGCCACCACCAAAAGCAACCAGGUGUGACAGAGUGCAGGCAGAACAACGUUCUAAAGUCCUUCUGUGGACCUUAUUUCUAUCAUGUUCAUCACAAAUUGAUAUUCUACACUCAUCCGUAAGCAAUAAUUUUUCCCAAUCGUCUAUUGUCCAAUUGACGUGUUCACGAUCAAAUGUAAGUCUGCGUCUUUUGUGAGUAGAAGUAAGUAAUGGUCCCGUUGCUGCACUGCAAACUAUCAAACCCUUUUCUAUUAACCUUUGUCGAAGAGUAAAAACGCUUAUUACUGGUAAUUGGGAUUACUGAAUGGCUUUGGAACAUUCUAGCAGCUUGCGUCCAGUUUCGCAAUGCAGCAACGGUGAGAACGCGACCUUCUCUGUGCCCGUGCUGGAUCGCCGUUUAUGAGAUCCGAUCUUAAUAUAUCGUACAUAAGUUCUCUGCACAAUUGGAUGACUAAAUUCAAUUGUUUUGCCACAUCCCUUUGGUUUGCCCCAUUUUCCAGAAAUUUAACUGUCUGAACAGACUUUCGAUAUUUUUCCUUUGUUAAGACAGGCCAGUGUAACAGUAAGAUAUCUACAGGCCAGUGUAACAGUAAGAUAUCUCAAAAACUCUUUAGAACACUACAAUAGCACAGUAGUUCACUGUGACAAUAGAUCACACAGCUUUUAAAACAAUCAAUUUCGCGAAGCUAUGUUCAUUAGGAACUAAUGAGUUUUGAGAAUUUUAUGAUUUAAUUUUCUAAAUUUUGUGGAUGGCACAAUUUCUGUGACGCGCUGUGUCUAUUAGGUAAUAUUAAUUCUUAAGUUUCAUAUUUGCAUGUACCUACAAACAUCGAAAAAAUCUAUAGUCUAGUCGCAACAUAGGAGGUUCCGUGGGCACUUUUAGGUCGCCGCGAUUUGAUUGUGGUAUUAUAGGUUUUUUAGGUCGCUGAAUGAAAUGGAAGUGGUCUUAAAGCCCAAAUGUGGUGCGUUUAAUUGUUAUUAACAAAUUAAGUGUUAAGGUUUUCUCUGGUGUAUUUUUGUACGCUAGAUCAAUUGUCACUAGUCGUGAUAGGUUAAACCACGUUCCGACUUUGUUAUUAAUAAAUUAUUGCAAAAAUAAACGGUUUAUAGUACGUUUACUCUCGGUUUCUGCUCUAAAUUUUAAAAAACCACUUGAAAUGACAUUAAAUUUGGCAUGCACGUAGCUAACAUAUCAAACAAGAUAAGUGAUAUUGUUCCGAUGUGUGCUUUUACCCUGGGGGUGAGUUUCACCCCGUCUCGAGGGUGAAAAAAGAGACCUUUAAAAUAAGUCCAGAAUUUGAUAAACUGAUAAGCAACUUUUGUUCUAUACAGUAUUUUCACUAAGUCAAUACUUUUCGAGUUAUUUGAGAGUGAAUAUGUUCAUUUUUCAACAAAAAAACCAAAUAACUCGAAAAGUAUUGACUUCUAUUGUCAUAGUGAAAAAACUGUAUAGAACAAAAGUUGAUUAGACUUAAUCAGUUUAUCCACUUCCGGACUUAUUUUAAAGGUUUCUUUUUUCAACCCCCAAAAAGGGGUCAAAUUCACCCCCAGGGUAAAAGCAGACAUCAGCACACUAUAACUUGUUUUGUAUGACAUGUUAGCUACGUGUAUGCCAAAUUUCAUGUCAAUCCAAGUAGUUUUUUAAAAUUUAGAGCAAAAACCGUUAGUGAACGUACUAUAAACCGUUAUUUUUGCAAUAAUUUAUUAAUAACAAAAUCAGAACGUGGUUUAAGCUAUCACGACUAGUGGCAAUCGAUUUAGCUAGUGGCAAUCGAUACUAUGAAAAAGACUACAAACUUGCUGUAAAUAGCGCAUUUCGAGCUUUUCGGCGAAUAAACAAUGAUGUUGUUAUUAACAAAAUAAGAACACAUUUUGAGUAAUCGCGACUAGUCGCAUUCGAUUCAGCGACCAAAAAUACACCAGAGAAGACCUUAACACUAUCAAUUUAUUUACAGGGCUUCUAAUAAUUCCUGAAAAACAUCUAAUUUUACCAUAAUUUGUUAAUAAGAAUUAAACGCACCACAUUUGGGCUUCCAGACCACUUCCAUUGGAUUCAGUGACCCAAAAAACCUAUAAUACCACCAUCAAAUCGCGGCGACCUAAAAGUGCCCACGGGACCCCCUAGGUUGCGACUAGACUACUAGGGAUAUUUUUAGAUAGAGAUGUAAUUUCUUCUUUAAUUGUUUUGGAUAAAUAAUAAUCGAUUUGUAUUGAUUAGUAUUAUUUAAUUUUCAUUAGAAUUUGUUCAAAGAGUCAAAAAUAACGAGUAUGCCUUUAAGUACAAUUAAAAAAGAAUUAGAUCAUCACUAAUUAUGGUCGUAAUAAAAAAAACAAAAUAAUAUAAAUUAUGGCGUCCACCCUGGUUUAUUACGACUCUACAUCUGUCGUUCAUAGACAAAAUUAGAAUGUCGAUAUCCUGUUGAGGUACGUUUGAUGAUGGGUUCAGGACAAAUAAUCCCGGUCAAAAAAUCCCCACAAAUUACCCUGGACAAAAAAUCACCGGACAAAAAAUCCCCGGACAAAUAAUCGCCGGACAAAAUCUCCCCACAAAAAAUUCCGGACAAAUAAUCCCCAGAAUUUUUUUUGGACAAAAUGUCCCCACAAAAAAUCCAGGACAAAAAAUCCCAAAGAAAUAUUUGCUGCCGAAUAGUUCUCUAAAAGUUUUCCGAAAUUUUACCAAAUUUCGAAUUCCAAUUCCAUGCUGAAAACUUCUAAAUUUACAUGACAAAAGAGUGUGAGCUUGUGAACGGUAUCAAGUAAAAUGUAUGUAGUUGUAAUCGCGCGUUAUCAAAACGCGCGUUAAGCGCCUGCCAUGUUGGGGCCACAGUAACGUCUAAUGCCGUUAAUUAACGCGUUAUUUGACAUUAAAGAGAGGUGUAGCCACGACUUAGCGCGCUACUUUGUUAUUGCCAUUAUUAAUGCCGUUAAACGUUAGGCGAUAGAUCGGGUGGCGGUUUCUUUCGACACUUCAAAGGAAUUACUCCGUUACUUAUCGCGUUGUUGUGGCUACACUUGCACUGUUUCAAUAAGUUCUAGCUUGCAGCGCAGCAGAGUAAUUUGUUUUGUGAAAUAGGUACAUACUAUUUACGAAAAUGGAGUGGAGUAAUGAGAAAAUAAUUUAAUUUUUAACAGUGUUUGAAACAGAACCUUGUUUAUGGGAUCCCCGACAAAAAUCACAUAAAAAUCGUGGUGUUCAUGGUGACGCUUGGCGUCGAAUUAUCUUUUCCAGCGAGGGUAGAAGAUUUGAAAAAGAAAAAAGACACACUUAUGGGAUACUAUAGGGACCCAUUUAAAUAAAUAUAAAAAAUCGUUAAAAUCUGACAUGGGAAUGAAUGAGGUAUAUAAAACAAGCUGGUUUGCAUUUGAUGUCAUUACCGUGUUCGUUUUCUAUGCAUUUUCAUCAUCCAUCAUCUUCUUUUGAGUCUUGGUUUUUGUUUGAUCCGUUUAUAAAAAAAUAAAUUCAUAAAAUAAUAAUUAGCACUCAUAAAAUAUACCAGCGUAGCUGGACUUCUAUCUUGACAUUAUUGGAUUAAAAAACGCGUUUUCUGCUGACUAAGCGCUAAAAUAAAUGUGGCCAGUCACUUUAACGCGCAGUUUAUUCCAUCAUUUUUGGUGUGUUAAUUAAUACUAUAAUGGACGUUAGACGUUAACGUUACUGUGGCCCCAGCAUCAUGAGAACGGGCCCUUAACUCAUUCCCCAUAUCUUCCACGAUUUUUGAAAAAACACACUCCUUUACUCAAUUGGAAUUCGAAAUUUGGUAAAAUUUCGGAAAAACUUUUAGAGGACUAUUCGGCACAAAAUAUUUCUUGGGGAUUUUUUGUGGGGAUAUUUUGUCCAAAAAAAUUUGUGGGGAUUACUUGUCCGGGAUUUUUGUGGGGAUUUUUUGUCCGGGGAUAAUUUGUGGGGAUUUUUGUCCGGGAUUAUUUUUCCGGGGAUUAUUUGUCCUAGCUUCUUUGAUCAUUCUUAUAUUCUAUCAGACGCUCUUGGAAACGAAAUGUCCUGUAUAUGUUACACAUAUGUGGAGUAAUUCUUCGUUGAAGCAUGUCCUAUACAUUUUCGAUGGGAUUCAGGUCGGGGGAUUGUGCUGGUCAGCCAACACAUCAGUACCUUCGUUGGCAAGCCAGACACUAAGCAUGCAACAUGUGGACGAGCAUUAUCAUGCAUGAGGUGAAAGUUUUGACCAAGAGCACCAGCAAACGGAAGAACGAUAGGUUGAAAAAUGGUGUCGAGAUACUGCUGGGCUGUAAGGAAGCGAUCUGGAAAAACGAGGUCCGUUUUGCCACUAAAUAUUAUUCCACCCCAUAUCAUUACUGUACCAUCUCUGUAUGUGUAAACUUUCUGGACAUGCCUUAAAUAUUCUACAUUUCCAGAUCGUAUUCACACUUUUACUCGACGAGAAUCUGGAUGAAAUCCAAAUAUAGAUUAGCCAGAGAAUAAAACUGUAUCCCAAUCAUUUGCAUCCCAGUUUUGAUAUUCUUGACACCACUAUAAUCUUGCAGCACGAUUGACUCUGAAGGUAUAUAUUAUGUGGACAUCUCGAUGACCUUCGACUGUGGAGACUGGAUUAAUGAAGACGACUUCUUACGGUAUAACGGCCUAUAGUUACCGGGUGCACUCGCUGCAAGUCGUAACUAAUUCAGGUGCUGCAAUUGGUGAUUGCCUUCUAGCAUUUAACACUAAAAAUCGGUCUUGAGCAGUUUUAGCGCGCAUACGUCCUGGAUGACGAAAUUUUCAUUUUGUUUUACUCACAAAAUCUACAGGAUGAACACCUGUACAAAUUCAAUUGAAAUUAAACGACCACAUGAAAUUAUUUUUAUUAAUUUUGUUGUGCUAUAAAAAUAUCCCUAGACAUUUCCGAUGUAUAUUUAUAUAUAUUAUGUAACUCUAUCGAAACGUACCAAAUUUAAAAAUAUUUAAUGAAGUAGGUUAGCAGAAACAAAUUGUAAAAAAAAUACUUCAGAAGUGUCAUGUAGAUACUUUUACUCUUGCCUUUUGUACAAGAGUAUGUUUCGUUAGUGAUGUUGAUUCUAUUGUGAUUUAAAUUUAUUUAUAUACUUAUUUUUAAUAAAAAGUACUAUUAUCAUGAAA
Messenger RNA from Diabrotica virgifera virgifera (western corn rootworm), 11139 nucleotides. RefSeq lists its product as uncharacterized. NCBI's taxonomy places the organism in Eukaryota, Metazoa, Arthropoda, Insecta, Coleoptera, Chrysomelidae. The record is from RefSeq and is a predicted model, not a curated record. The coding region runs from base 343 to 2214 and encodes 623 amino acids. The transcript is spliced from 10 exons.